Molecule: messenger RNA, 2788 nt
Organism: Epinephelus fuscoguttatus (brown-marbled grouper)
Lineage: Eukaryota; Metazoa; Chordata; Actinopteri; Perciformes; Serranidae
Product: potassium channel subfamily K member 5-like
Exons: 5
Coding region: 89-1444 (451 amino acids)
Biological process (GO): potassium ion transmembrane transport; stabilization of membrane potential
Cellular component (GO): membrane
Molecular function (GO): potassium ion leak channel activity
Source: RefSeq, a predicted model, not a curated record
CAGCAGAGCGGGUAGAAUAGCGACAGACCUCACAGGGAAUAAGAGCUGCUGAACUCGCCGACUUAAAGACUGAAGUUAUGAGUUUAAUAUGGCUGAUAAGGGUCCGUUUUUAACGUCAUGUAUUAUUUUCUACUUGUCGAUCGGGGCCGCGAUAUUCCAGAUUCUCGAGGAGCCAAACUGGAAAUCAGCCAGAGAGGAAUAUAUCCUACAGAAGGAAAGGAUUUUGAGGAACUAUGGCUGCUUGACAAAAGAAAGUCUGGAUGAGAUUAUACAGGUUGUGUCAGAUGCUGCGGGCCAAGGUGUGACCAUCACCGGGGAGAAACAUCUCAACACGUGGGACUGGGGGAACUCUGUCAUCUUUGCUGCUACUAUUGUCACCACUAUAGGUUAUGGUAAUGUUGCUCCGAAGACUAAAGGUGGUCGUGUGUUCUGCAUCCUGUACGGUCUGUGUGGGAUCCCCCUGUGUCUGGUAUGGAUAAGCGAGCUGGGUUCGUUCUUCGGAGACCGGGCCAAACGUUUGUCCCAGGUUAUGAUCCGUAAAGGCAUUUCAGUGAAAAAGGUCCAGUUAACCUGUACAGUCUUAUUCCUGUUAUGGGGGCUGAUCGUGCACCUGGUGAUCCCUCCAUUUAUUUUCAUGUCUCUGGAAGGGUGGAGCUACUUAGAAGGCCUCUACUUCUCUUUCAUCACUCUCACUACAGUUGGUUUUGGAGAUUAUGUGGCAGGAGUAAAUCCAAACAUGGACUACCCCAGACUGUACAGAGUGUUUGCAGAGUUAUGGAUCUACAUGGGCCUGGCCUGGCUGUCUCUGUUCUUCAGCUGGAACGUCCACAUGGUGGUGAAAGCUCACAAGGUGCUAAAGAAAAGAAGACACAGGCACAGACGCUUCUACGACGAGGAACCCCCGCCCGAAGAGGAGAAGCACAGCCCAGGAAUAAAGCCGGACGUCAUCGACAUCUUCAACUUCCUAUCAGAGAAGGACGACGACGACUACAGCACUGUCAUCAAGGAGAUAGGAACCACAGCAAGUAGAAAGCCUGCAGACAACAUAAAUCGCUCCAAGAGCUGCAGUGACAUCUUGGUCACUAACAUCCAGACCCUGGAUCGCUCGCCGCGGCACAGACGCAUGAUCAGCAUCAGUGAAGUGUUCAUGAACGCAGAGGCCGUCGUGCACAAAGAUGAACACAAGGUGCAUCCUCUGAGUCCUCUAAUAAAAGAAAGCAGCGAAGACCCUGAACCUGCAGAGUGCGUGAAGACGGACAAAGAGGAAAACAAGGACAGUCCUGAAUCUGAUUCAGAGACUGCGGGUAUCAACUUCACUGUAGCUCCUGAGAAUGCUACAGAGGAGGAAAGGGUACAGCAUCCUGAUGGUGGUGGAGGGACUAGAUUUACAAUAUCAAAGGUUGUAGAGGAAGAUUUGUUAGUUGAUAAGGAUGAAAAAGGGUAAAAGAUCUUCUCUAAAAGUCCUUUACUUUUACCAGAAAUGUGGAAAUAGUGUUGUGUGAAGGAGUUUUAGAUGAAAAUAUUAUAAAUACUGUAAUGUAUAAAAAACAAAGUGCAUUUCAUAAAAAUGAUUCUAAAUGAAUGUUAGACAGUAUACUGCUUUAAAAUGACAUGCACUCAGUGAGCCAUCAGGUAAAAUACUACUCUUCGUUUGCAAAUUGUGAAUCAAGAUUUUAUUUAUUUUUCCUCCUAUAUCCAUCCAUCGCUUUUCUUACAACAUUUCUAUUCUUGAUGACCCUCGAUGCAGAACGCAGAUUAUUUCAAAUCACAAUACAGGGCUUUGUGGAAAACAGAGCCAAUUAGCAACUUCCCCUCGUAGGGAACUGCUACAGAGGAGGCCUGGAGCACGUGGCCCUUAUCAGCGUACUCCUGGGUCACCACAGGCUGCACUGAGUGAAUGUUCUUGAUCCGGAUGACCUGAAGGAAAACAGGAAUAAAGUCAUCAGGCAAAUUAAAUAACAAUUGUGAUGCCCGUCAUCAGGAUUUUGGCUGACCGGGGAGGGUCAGCUGAAUAUGCUUACCAGGGUCCAUAGGGUGUAAAAAAAAAUUGCACUCUGUCUUUUCCUAAACACUUUCCUUGAACUCGAUGGAAAAAGUCAUGAGGUCAGGGAAAGAUGGAAAGACUUGAUAAGGACUAAUGAUCCACCCGAGGUCAACCGUGGUGCUGAGAGAAUGAAUAUAAUCCCACUGCACUUACACUAAGUUACAUAAUUAUGCAACUGCAUUUUGUUAUUGAUAUCGCUCUGCUGUGGUGAAACUAGUGUUCCAAAGAUGGACUAUUAAAAACACAUUUUAGAUACUUCGCCCUGUGUGUUCUUACCAUGCUGAAAAUACUACUUCAUUACCAAGGUUGGAGGGAAUGGUUAAUCAUGCUCACCUUCCUGUCCACUCAUAUUAACUUAUCCUUUGUUUGCCUGAAAGGCACGUCAUUUUAAAUGUUGCUGAGGGAACUGUGGAAAGACUUUAUCGCCUUUCCUUUUGUAAAGGAUGAUCAAGUGUACCCUUUGCUAAAGGAUACAAGAAAGGAAGCACCUUCAGCAUGUAUAGAAUUCAGCCAGCUCUUAUCAUGGCUGACACUUUGAUACUUCCAGCUCAUUUCACUCAGUGAGAAAAAAAAAAGAUUAUUUGAUUAUUUGUUCAUUCUGUCAUCCUGUUUUGCUUUUGUACAUCAGCACCUCCACAGCUGACAUGACACAUAACCACAUUGCUCGCAUUGUUGUUAUUGCUGAUCUAAACUCUCUUGUUCAUUUGUGUUGACCUUAAUAAAUUAUAUUUGUUUUAAGAAUAA